Heterotrigona itama is the source of this 348-nucleotide messenger RNA. The record is from the annotation of a GenBank genome assembly. NCBI's taxonomy places the organism in Eukaryota, Metazoa, Arthropoda, Insecta, Hymenoptera, Apidae.
AUGAAAAUCAUAUUCAUAUUCACCAAAUUAUGCUCUACCACUUCGAGAAAGGUUGGAAUGCAACCCAGUCAUUUUGCGAUCUCAACGAAUUUUUUGGUGAAGCAACAAUCAGCAGAAGCCAAGUUGAAAGAUGGUUUAAGAAGUUCAAACCUCGCAGAUGAAAAAGGAAGUGGUCAACCAUCAAAUUUCGACGACCAGGCACUUUUGGCAGCUGUGGAAGAGGACGAAAUCUUGACAACGAGAAUGUUGGCCGAAGACUUCAAUGUGGACCAUUCGACCAUCGUUCGUCGUCUCAAAAAGCUCGGAAAAGUAUGGAAAUUGGCUGGAUGGGUCCCCCACGAAUUCUGA